Molecule: messenger RNA, 630 nt
Organism: Penicillium atrosanguineum
Lineage: Eukaryota; Fungi; Ascomycota; Eurotiomycetes; Eurotiales; Aspergillaceae
Exons: 3
Coding region: 1-630 (209 amino acids)
Source: RefSeq, a predicted model, not a curated record
AUGGCAUCGGGAAGUGCUAUAAAUGCUGAGCUAGCCGGUGGUGGUCGUCCACGAUCUGUUAGUGGCAAGCUGCGUGCCUGUGAGCUCUGCAAGUCGAAGAAGAAGCGCUGCACCCAUCGGGGAGGUGAAUACUCGCUCGUUGCGGACACCAAUAUCAUCAUGGAGACUAGGCUCCGGAAGCGAUCACAUCGUGAACUUCAUGUUGCUGAGAAGAAGCCAUCCAACCUUACUUCUGCAACCGCUUCCAGCUCUUCUUGCAUCCGUUCCAACAGGAUGGAGAAGUCCAACGACCGUCCCCUCCGCUCAGGCUCAGUGAAGAAAAGCCGCUCGGAGUCUCCUGUUGCCGAAAAGAGCCCCCCUACCACAAAGGGCGGCAAGGCCACCAAGCUUUCUAGAAACGAGACCGCCGCAGGCAAGACCAUCAUUCCCAAGCUGCCCAGCGGCACGAUUCAAGGCUCCAUCGCCAUGUCGGUCCAUUCUAUCUUCGCGCGUGAGCUCCAGCGCAAAUUGGAUAAUUAUGAAGCCAAGUUCCAGGCCAGCGUGGCUGCUCACCAAGUCAUGCAGGAGUCAGCCCAAUCUGUCCGAGACACUGUCCAGGCAUGGGUCGACGCGUGGGCUUCCGGCCAGUGA